This is a messenger RNA of Mugil cephalus (flathead mullet), 10494 nucleotides long. RefSeq names its product myosin XVB (gene myo15b). The coding region runs from base 1 to 9921 and encodes 3306 amino acids. The transcript has 66 exons. NCBI's taxonomy places the organism in Eukaryota, Metazoa, Chordata, Actinopteri, Mugiliformes, Mugilidae. Gene Ontology annotation, cellular component: myosin complex; cytoskeleton. The record is from RefSeq and is a predicted model, not a curated record. Gene Ontology annotation, molecular function: cytoskeletal motor activity; ATP binding; protein binding.
AUGCCACCACUAAAGUCCCAGUCUAGAACAAAUGCCAUAAAGCAGAGGGUAGAAGCAAAAAAAGGAAAAGGAAAUCAACAGAAAACCCCACCAAAUGAAGUGCCUAAUGUUAAGCAAAAAGGAAGAGGGAAUUCUCCAUCUGUGAAGGCUGGAAGGCCCACUGAUCUGAAAAAUAAUGAAAGGAAUAAAGUCAGUCAGAAUAGAAAGAGAGAUUUGGAAGAAAAGGAAACAAGCAGACUAGUAAUAAAUGCUAAUGGUAGAUCACAGCCUCAGCAUGAAAAAGACAGUCAGAUUAAAGGGGUUAGAAACAAGAUCCCCAAACCUCCACCAAAAGCACCCUCAAACAUACAAGGGAGGGGCAAGAGCAACCGCCCCAUCAAGCAAGAAAACAGGAGAAGUGACGAAGAGACAGAAAGUGAGCCAGAGGAGGAAUCAGAGAGUGAUGUAGAAAGCUCAGCAGAGGCAACAGAAGAGGAAAUUGGUAACAAUGAGGAGGAGGAGCAGGAGAGUAAUGAAGAGCCAGCUGAGACGCAGGGGAGUGAGGAGAGCAGUGGGGAGACUGAGGUAUCAGAUACUCGAAGAGAUACAGAACAGUCAGCGAAUGAGGAAUCAGACAAAGGGGAAGCUGAGUCCAGCAGAAGUGAAUCUGAGGCCGUACCUGUUGCAUCCAGUGUGGAAGAAGAGGAGGAAAAGGACGCUCCAGUAUCUGAGGCCAGUAACAAGGAUGAAGGCGAAGACAAGGAGAUAACCCACGGGGACACUAAAAAGCCAACUGCUGAUAAAGGCUGCAGACGGCGCAGACAGACUGUACAUCCCUCGAAGCCAGCACAUCCAGAGAAGUCCAAGAUGUUUAAAAAAGCUAAAGCAGAUAAGCAGGCUGAGAAAGUUGAAAAACAAAGGGCCAAAGCAGAGAAGCAGAGGUUAGAAAAGGAAGCCAAACAAAAAGCCAAGGAAGAAAAAAAGAACAAAAAGAAACCGCCGAAAGAUGAUCAACCAAGUUCUUCAACAGAGGAGGCUCAACUCCCGAAAUCUCUGGCCCGCAAAACAAAAAAUAUCAAAAAAAGAGAUUCUCUUCUAGAAGCUGAUCAGGAGGAGGAGGAGGAACCCGAAGCAACAAUGACCAAAGGCACCAAGGAUCGAAACCGGACAAUGCCUCUUAAAGCCAAAGGUAAAGACAUAAAAGCCGCUCCGGAGCCAGAGGAGGCAGGUGUCGUCAGAGAGCAGCCGCAAAACUUGCUCUUGGGGAAAGUCAAGAUGGCAUCUCUUCGACACAAAGCAAACAAGAUGUUAGUAAAAGAAGAUGAGCAGACAAUAGAGAGUGACGCUAUUGAUGAGGGGUCCAGCAAGUCUAAGGAACGAUUGCUUGUACAAAGAAAAGGUAUGACGACUCUUCGGAGAGUGUCUGGUUGGAUUCAAAAGAAAAUGCCACGGGGGUUAAACUUGAGGAAGAAACUUUCUGCUUGGACAAAAGCCAUUGGGGUGUCUCGCUGGCUUUCUGUUCGCGCAGUAAAAAGAAAACAAGGCCCCAAAAAAACAAAGGGUCAUAUCUUCAAACAUAGAAUGGUCAUGAGGGUUGCCAGUAAGAACAAACUGACCAGCAAGAAAAACCCAAGCUCCUCAGAGGACAAACCAAGCAAAGACACACCGAGCCUUCUGAAAAGGGCAGGGGAGGAUGAGGAUGUGGAAGAGGCAGUCCCAGCUGAGGAGAAAGAGGUAGAGGCCAAAUAUGCUGUAGUACUUCCAAGGAUGAACAAACUAGUCAAGGCAAAGACAGCCGAGGAACCUCCUGUAGUACCCGGAACUUCAACUCCAUCAAGCCCACCAGGUGAACCUGCCUCAGAAUCCAAACCCCCAAAGCCAGGUGCCAAGCUCGUACUUCCCGUUAAACCAGAUCUCAGCCUCCUGAAGUCCAUUAAGAAGCCUUUGACAAAAGGCUUAACAUCUGAAAGAGAUGUGGCAGAGAGGAGCCCAGAGCCCAGUGGUACACUGGAAGAGUCAUCCACUACUGAGGAUCGAAAGAAGGCUGCCCCAGACACUGAUGGAACCAGUAUACUACUGGCUGCUAGAGGGAGGCUGAACCCAUCCCAGAUCAACCUCAACAAGAUGUCCUUGUCAAGGGGAAGAGUAGGUGGAGGACCAACACGGGCCAAGGAACCAGACCCAGAGAGGGAGAGUGCAGUUGGGAUAACCAGGGCCACCACUCAGCCCUUUCCAAAUGAGGAGGGAAAUGCAGCGAGAUCCGGUGUUCGGUCUGUAUAUGAAGAAGAGGCAGACAGGGAAGUGGCCCAGCUGAUGGGUGAAGGGGGUAUUUAUUGUCCCGCCCAACCAGAGGUACACUGGACUGGAAACCCACGGAUGAGUGGAGACCCUCAGGACUGGCUGCGUGCUGAGAACCUGCUGCCCCACCAAACAAUAGAGAAGUUAACUAAGUGGACAGUUUAUGAUGAUGAAGGUCAGGCAAGGACCAUUCCUACCCACAAUGGCAGAGGGCCCUGGGAGUCAGAAGACCCUGCCCAGGAGAUGCUAGAGAGGCGAUUAGCUAGCACACAGGUGCUGAUGCCUGGCAGCAAAAGAGCUGUAGAGGUGGAUGAGGUGGAGGAUCUGUCCCAGCUGGAGGAAGUAUGCGAAAGUUCAGUACUUCUGAACCUGAAGAAGCGGUUUCAACGUGACUUCAUUUAUACUUACAUUGGAAACAUGCUACUGUCCAUUAACCCCUUUAAGCCUCUUAACAUUUACACAGAGGAGCUGAGACAGAAAUACCUGGGCAAAGAGCAGCAGAGAAACCCACCCCAUGUGUACGCCAUAGCUGACUCAGCCUUCAGUCUUUCUCAGACCUCAACACAGGAGCAGUGCAUCAUCAUAAGUGGUCAGAGUGGCUCAGGGAAGACUGAAGCUACCAAGCUCAUAGUUCACUACCUCAGUUCCAUGUACCAAGGCAGAAAUGACAACCUCCGACAGCCCAUGGAGGUCUUUCCAAUUCUAGAGAGCUUUGGGAAUGCCAAGACCAUCCUCAACAACAACUCCAGCCGCUUUGGCAAAUAUCUCCACAUCCACAUUCUCCAUGGAGUAGUUGUAGGGACUUCAUUAUCCAAAUAUCUCCUAGAGAAGUCUAGGGUUGUCUUUCAGGCCAAUGAGGAGAGGAACUACCAUGUGUUCUAUGAGCUGCUGGCCGGUUUGAAUGACUGGGACAAACAGGAGCUCUACCUGCAAGGAGCGGAGACCUAUUACUACCUAAAUCAAGGAGGUGCCUGUGAGAUGAGGGCAAAGCAGGACAAACAGGACUUCCAACUCCUGGUUCAGUGCUUUGAGACCAUCGGCCUCCAUGGUGAUCAGAUCUCCAUCAUCUGGGCCAUCCUCUCCUCUAUCCUCCAGCUUGGAAACAUAUGCUUCAGCUCUUACGAGAGUGAGUCAUUUGAGGUGGCCCGAAUCUUCAGUGAGGCUGAGGCCAGGAGGGUUGGCUCCUUGUUGCAGAUUUCCUCUGAGGCCCUGCAGACUGUGAUUACUCACAGAGUAACAGAAACCACCUACGACAGGAUCUACUGCCCCCUGUCUGUGGAAAGUGCCAUAGAAUCACGAGAUGCCAUUGCCAAAGCCCUGUAUUCAGUCCUGUUUGACUGGUUGUUGGAACAGAUCAAUGACUGGCUGAGUCCCAGAGAGAUGGACAGCACCGUGGGUGUAGUCGACAUCUACGGCUUCGAGGAUCUGGGAGUGAACAGCUUUGAGCAGUUGUGUAUCAACUUUGCCAAUGAGCAGCUGCAGCAUUUUGUCAACAAGGCAGUGAUCUCUCAGGAGCAGGAGGAGUACAGCACAGAAAACAUCCAGUGGUAUCCAGUGCCGCUCAAGAAUUUCCACUCUUGUCUGGAGCUGAUCUCCUCCAGGCCACACGGCAUCCUCCGCAUACUGGACGAUCAGACCUGCCUCCCACAGGCCACCGACCACACCUUCCUCCAGAAGUGCCACUACCAUCAUGGGAACAGCCCCUACUAUGCCAAGCCCAAGAACCCACUGCCAGUCUUCACAAUCUAUCACUAUGCUGGAGCUGUCACCUAUCAGGUCCAUAAUUUUUUGAACAAGAACCAUGACCAGUUCAGGACAGAAGUGGUGGAGCUUUUUGCCAGAAGUCGGAUAAAGAUGGUGUCGGAGCUGUUUCGGAAGGUCCAAGACAACUACAUCCAGCAGAGAGAGCUGGGCUGGAGAGGAAAGGGCCUCCGCCAGCAGCCUUCUACCGCCGCUUCACACUUCCUCCAAUCCCUGAGUGAACUGACCACACGCCUGGAGAGAUGCAAAACUACUUUUAUCCAUUGCCUGAAGCCAAACUAUGUCAAGCUUCCUGGGAUCUUUGAUGUGGACUAUGUUUCAGCCCAGAUGAGGCAUGCAGGGAUGCUGGAGACCAUCCACAUUCGGAAAGAGGGUUUCCCUACACGGAUGCAAUACUCCUAUUUUAUUGAGAGGUAUGGGGUUCUGCUGACCCAGCGGUUGAACGAGGCAUCAGACAAGGAGCUGACAGUGGCUCUGCUAGACGUGAUUGGUGCAGAGGAGGGACAGUACCAGCUAGGUCUCACCAAGGUGUUCCUCAAGGAACCUCUGUAUCAGCAGCUAGAGGAGAAAUGGAGCAGCACUCAGACCUGGGCAGCUGUCACCAUCCAGAGGAACAUCAGGGGUUUCCUCUGCAGGAGGAACUUCAGGUUCUUCAAACAAAAAGCUAUCGUCAUUCAGAGCCACAUCAGAGGACACCAGGCCAGGAAGUACUACAAGCGUCUGAAGCUGUCAUUCACCCAGUUCUGGGCAGUGAUGCUGAUCACCAGGAACACCAUCAAGAGGCGCCAUUGGAGGAAGGUAGAUAAGAGAGACAGAGGGGGGCAGGGGAGGACUGAGUUUCAAGAGAAGAACAAAGUAAAAACAGUGGUUAAGACUAGGUCCGUCUCACCGGAGAUGGACGUGGGAAUGCUGGAGAUCCCUGCUGAGCUGUCUGCUAGACUUCGCAGUGCAGCAGGGCGGCAGCAUGCAUCAGGGGUCACAGAGGUUGCACCUCCACAGGUGAAGGCGGACCACAGGCUUGCUCUGCCUCUGGAUAUUGACAGACACCCAUUCUCUCGUUAUGCCAACUCCAUGUUAAAGGACACAUGGUGCCAGCCUCAAGAACAACCCCUUCAGAGACCCCUCACCGAUCUGGACCAUGAAGAUGCCAGAACUGCCCUUGAGAUUUACAAACUGAUCUUGAGGUUUACCGGAGAGUCAGACCUCAAUACCUGGCAGGAGCAGAUGUUGGGGAACUACAUCGUGGAGAAGGGCCUGAGCCAGCCAGACUUAAGGGACGAGAUCCUGGCCCAGUUGGUUUACCAUUCAUGGGACUUGGGAGAGGUGCAGAAAAGUCUGAGAAGCUGGCUGCUGUUGUCCUGCUGCCUCAGUGCCUUCACACCGUCACCAACGCUGGACAAACCCCUGCUCAAGUAUGUAUCUGACCGUGGUCCAGGGGAGUAUCGUUCACUGUGCCAACACAAACUACUUACAUCUCUGCAGCUCCCAUCUCCCGCCACCCGUGUCUACCCACCCACCCAGCUGGAGUGGACCUCCAACCAAAGGAAGGGAACCAUGCUGCUAGAUAUACACACCUUCAAUGAUGAGAAACUGACAUCUGAGGUGGAGUCAUGGACAACAGGAGAGCAGCUGGCCUCAUGGCUUCUUCAUUACCGAGGUGUGUCAGAGGCAACACAGGGUUGGUCGGUGUCUCUUGUGACUGAUGAAGGCUGGGUGGAUCUGGCUGGAUCGGACUUUGUCAUGGAUCUGUUGGCUGAAGCCGAAGCUGAAGUGUUGCCGCCACCAGGGACUCACUCACCUUUGAACUCUGACUACUUAUUCAGCAACCAAGGGGGCAGAAUGCUGAAUUCAGGUAUGAAUGACUUCAUCCCACCAGCACCUUUCAUGCAAGCUCCUAGGCCGCCUCCUUUUGAAGAACAGCCCUGGGGAAGAGAUUAUCCACAAGAAGGACGUGGUCGACAGAUGGAUGCCUAUGUUGAUGACCUUUAUGCUCCUGUACGUGACAAUGGACCUCCGAACAUGGACAGAGUGACCAUGCUGAAUCGUCGGAUGAGAGGUGGAGGCGGGAUUGGACCCAUGUAUGGAGCUGGUAUGCCUAUGACUAUGCCAACCUAUCCCAUGGGAAUGCCUGCCGCCCCGGCAGUGCCCAGCUAUGGUGUAGCUCCCAUGAUGCCAGCCAUGCAAGGCAUGAUGGUGCCUCAGAUUCCUGCUCCAGAUCCCGUCCAGCAAGCGGCAGCGACACAGCAGGCUCUUGUGAACCAGCAAGCUAUUCUCAUGGCCCAACAGAUGACCCUGCAGGCUGUGAAUCUGGCCCAGCAGCAAAGCCAAGAGCAGCAGAGGAAGCUGGAGCAGCAGAAGAAGGAGGAGGAGAGGAAGCUGGAGCAACAGAAGAGGGAGGAGGAGAGGAAGAGAGAGCGAGAGAAGAAGCAGGAGGAGGAGAGGCAGAGAGAGCGAGAGAGGAAGCUGGAGGAGGACAGGAGGAGAGAGCGAGAGAGGAGGGAAGAGGAGGCGAAGAAGAGAGCGCAAGAGAGAAAGCAGGAGGAGGAGAGGCAGCGGAGACGUAAGUCGUCACGUCGUUCCAGACGCUCACGCUCGCCCUCCCCAGAAUCUCCCUCACGUUCACCCGUACGAAACAAAGCAUCUACAUCUAAAAGCUCCUCCAGGAAAUCUCCGACAGAGUCGGAGAGUGAUUUGCCAGAUCCAGAGGAUCUGCAGUCCGUCAGAGAGAAGAAGGACUACUUCCAGAAGAUUGGUAAAUCCAAAUCCUCAAAGUCACGUCAUGGGCACUCCAGCCCACCCAGACAGCCGCCCUCCCCUCCACCACGCCAAGAGUCGCCCCCACCUGUAGCGCCUAAGCCCAAGACAAAGCGUAACAAAACACGAGUACGUUCAGAAUCACCACGUCCUCAAGAAAGACCUUCCCCAAUACCUCUUGUUGAACGGCCUGAACCUACAUCCAACAUUCGCGAAAUCAUCAAACAGUUUAACAGCCGACCCCAACCAGAACCCAAACCCUUCGAGCCUGUCAGACCUGGAAAACCAUUUAUAAAGAAGAGUAACCCGAAAGAGGAAGCUCUGGCCAAACUCAGAAAGAAACAAUCGGCACCUCCAGAUAAAGCAGGCUCUCCACCGAACCCUCCUCCCUCCGGCGCAGGGCCCAGAGUCAUCUCCGAGGACAUGAAACAGAAGCAGCUGCCCUUGGUGGAUCUGUUUAGCUCCCAACGCACACAGCAGCCUCCUCCUCCUCCUCCCCCUCCUCCUCCUCCUCCACCUCCUCCUGCCCCUGAAGUCCCACCACCUCCUGUGCCGUCACCACCCCCCCCACUUGAGGACAUACCUGAACCGCCGCCCAUGACUGCUCCUUCUCUCAAUACAAUGCCAGAUGACGAAAACAUCCGGUCCCAGUUCCACCGCUUCUCUGCCGGGGUUUACUUCUCUUACUACAACAUGCCUGGAAAACUGUACAUGAGAAAGGAAGUGUUUUACCCCAAAGAGAUGUUCAACCGGCCCUACAUCCUCAAUCUGUUGAGUGAACAGAUCAUGAGGGACACAUACUCUGACAGCUGUGAGAGAAUCAGCAGAGAGGAGAGGAGGAAGAUGAAGGACCUGCUCGCAAAUUUCAACGUGGGAACGACCAUAAGUACCAUCGAGGACGACAGCAUGAAGAAGAGGAUUAUCAUUGCAGCCCGAGACAACUGGGAAAACUACUUCACUAGACUGUUUCCCAUUUUGCCGAACACUGGGGAUGCUGAGGUGUUGGGUGUGUCCCAUCGUGGAAUUCGUCUCUUGAAGGUGCUACCAGCGUCGGGCAUCAACCCCAGACAUCUGAAAGUGCUUAAAAGCUUCAGUUUUGCAGAGGUUCUGUCAGCUGACCUCAAGGACGACGACAAAGUGGAACUGGAGCUGAAGAAUGAAAACUUGGUGCUGCAGUCAUCCAGAGCUCCUCAGAUCACUGAGAUGCUCCAAGUCUUUCUCCAGGAAGUGGUCAAGGAAUCUGGUCAUGUAGUAGCCGUGAGAACUUUUGUGACGGACGACAAGAGUCUGCUCAGCUUCAGCAAGGGGGACGUCAUCAAACUGCUGCCAAUGGAAGGACGAGAGAUGGGCUGGCUUUUUGGCUCGUUGGGAGGGCGUUCUGGUCUUUUCCCAGAGGACUACACUCAGCCAUCUGCAGCCCCAGACUACCACAGCAUGCUCCUAGAACGAAGGGAUGAAAGGCGUAAAAGCAUGAAGGGUGAAAGACCCGUCAUUCUACCCAAGGGCCCAUCUUCAGUUCCCCCCAGCAGAGAGGCUUCCCGCCCAAACUCAGCUCAGAGUUUUGUCCCUGACUCAGGGAACCAGAGUCAGGGACAAAACUCAGGGAACCAGAGUCAGGGAAAAAAAACUGUCUCUCAUUCAACCAUGUUUGAAUUUGCCAUGAAGUACUUUAGAGUGGGGAGAGCUGGUCUGCCAGGAAGAAAUAUUACAGAGGCAGUUCAACACACAAAGGUCCCCAUCCGGGACUCUCUAAUUCACUACAACGAUCCUGAAAUCAAUGCUUUAUCAGUCAAGUGUUUCACAAACGUGAUGCAGUUUAUGGGCGACAUCUCAAUGAGCAGGAGCAGCACCCAGUCAGACUGCUUGAGCAAUAUCCUACUGCUGGGGAAGGAAAAUGAGCCACUGAGAGAUGAAAUCUACUGUCAAGUCAUCAAGCAAGUCACAAACAACCCAGCUAGAUCUAGCUGUGUCCUCGGCUGGCAGAUGCUCAACCUGAUAACCGGUUUCUUCCCCUGCUCCGACUUCCUGCAACCCUACAUCAUGCGCCACCUGAAUGGCAUCUCUCAGGAUUAUGAGCACACAUACCACGAGGAAGCAAGUGCGUGUCAGCAUAAUCUACAGUGCACUCUCACAUUUGGAGGACGCCGCAACCUCCCCACACAUGUUGAGAUGGAAGCUUUUCUGGCUGGCAAAAACUCUCGACAUAUUCCCAUUCAGCUGCCAGGAGGACCAGAGGUCCCUGCCCAGAUACAUAACUUCAGUACGGCAGCCGAUGUGGUAAAAAUGCUGUGUAAUAAAAUGGGGAUCACAAAGCUCAGAGACAUGAAAGAGUUCUCCAUCCUUGCCAUCAGAGUUCAAGAUGGGACUAUCCGUCCCCUCCAUGCUGAGGAGUACUUAUAUGACUUCCUGAUGGACGACGGCUCAGUCUCCAUGUUCCUGAAGAGAGUGAUCUGGGCACAGCCUCUCUCCUUCAACAAUGACCUCUAUGUGGACUUCCACUACCAGCAGGUCCUGGCCGACUAUCUGAGUGGGUGGUUGAUGCUUCCUUCUGAUACGGUCUCAUCAGUCCAGCAGAUAGCAGAGCUGUCAGCACUGCAGCAUCUGGCUCAGGGUCUGAAUAACCAGCCCUCACUGGUGGACAUAAAGGAGUACCUGCCCCCACAAGAAAAGGCCGGCAAUAGACUCGAGGCAAUCCAGUCUUUCUGCCAGGGUCAAAUAGCUGCCAUGCAGUCCGUCAACCCUCAGGAGGCCAAAAUCCGAUUCACUGAAUUUCUGAGCACCCUGCCUUUGUUUGGCUCCACCAAUUUCCUUGUCCAGAAGGUGAGCCAGCGGAAUUGCCCUUCCCCCUGCAUGGUCAGCGUCAACCACAAGGCAGUGCAGUUCUUCCAUCCUAAAACACAGGAGCAGGUGUUUGGGUUUCCUCUGACAGAUGUUAAGUCUGUGUGCACCGUGCGCCCCAAGAAACAAGGCAAAUCUCCCACAGUGGACAUCACCUAUGGCCCACCAACUAAACUCAGAAAAAUCACCGUUCAUCUCAAACAAGCUAAGGAGUUGUGCCACAUCGUUGCUCUAACAUUGGAAGAGUCGGUUGGACCACCAACUGCCAGUUCCGUUGCAGCCCAAGCAUAGGCACACAUACAGUCAAGAGAGGUGCUGUUAAUCACCAGGUUCACUUUUGUGUUGAAUGUUUUUGUAAAUUUAUCUUUAUUUGAAAAAUGACGAGAAUGCUGCACACUCAGCUCCAAGUAAGAAAAUUGUUUUUUUUUUCGCCUUAAGUUUUCUGUUCCAUUGCCAGCACCUCAACAAGACAAUCUGCAGUGUAUAUUACUCUUCUCUUACAAAUUUAUCUUUAUUUAACAGUGCAGACAAGAUGCUGAUAAUCUCUCCAAUGUUAUACGAGAGGAAAUGAUGCAGAGCUGACAUAUGUAGUACUCAUCAAAGGCCAGAUUUGAAUUCAGGGCAGGAGGAUGAGGGGUAAUUCACCAGUUAUUGCUAUAUAAUUAUUAUUUUUAAAUUAUUAAAUUAUAUCAUUAUUGAAUAAGUCAAAGCCUUAUUGAUUCUCCUCUGAUUCUCUUGUGUAUGAAUACUCUAUGAAUCAAUGCUGAAGUGUGGUUAAUCAUUAUGCAAAGUACACUAAAUACAAGUUUAUGUUAUGUAAUGUAAGUGAAUCAUUUAUAAGAAUUAAAGAGAUAUGUUGAUUUA